This is a messenger RNA of Medioppia subpectinata, 414 nucleotides long. The record is from the annotation of a GenBank genome assembly. Lineage: Eukaryota; Metazoa; Arthropoda; Arachnida; Sarcoptiformes; Oppiidae.
GAUAAAAUUGAUCAAGUUGGUAAGCCUGUAAUAUAUAAGCGCGAAUUAGUAUGGCGAAAUAUAAUUCUGAUGGCAUUAUUACAUUCAUCGGCGGUCUAUGGCCUGUAUUUGGCUGUAUAUGCGGCUCAGUUCAAGACUAUUAUGUUUAUGAACUUCAUUGCUGUUGUCUCUUCAUUAGGCAUUCAAUGUGGCGCUCAUAGACUUUGGUGUCACCGCACAUAUAAAGCCAAACUCCCGCUUCAGAUAAUACUAAUAAUAUUGCAAACAAUGGCCCUUCAAAAUGAUAUCUAUGAGUGGAGUCGUGACCAUCGGUUGCACCACAAACACAGCGACACCGACGCCGACCCACACAACUCCCGGCGCGGGUUCUUCUUCUCACACGUCGGUUGGCUUUUGUGUAAAAAACAUCCGGAA